AUGCCGGGCGCGGCGAAGAACGGGCGGCCGCCGUUCAUCCAGUUGGUCUCCGGGUUGGUGGUGCUGAGCAUGGUCGUCGUCAUCGUUUACAUGUACCGCGUAAUCGACAGCCUCCACCGGGAACAGCAGGUGAUGCGCGGCCAGCUCCAGCAGCUGGUCGGCGUCGGCCGGCCGGCGCCGCUCGCGGGCGGCGCGCCCUGGCCUCCCGCGCGGGCGGCUUCGCCUGCGGCGGGCGAGUUCCUGGAGCCUCACGCGGAGACCGUGGCGGAAGCCGUGGCGGCCAUGCACGGCGAUCAGCACCAGAGCCUUGAUCGUCCACGACCCGGUGCCAAGGAGCACCCCCACCGAGUGCGGGGCCGCCCGGACGUGCCCCACGCCGAGGGCAGGAGACUAGGGCAGAUCUACACCACGGGGACAGCCGCUGGCGUCGGCUGCUUCACGAUGACCGAUCAGGCGACGGAGUCUUACGACGUCUCCACGACGGCCUGCUUCGGGAGCGAAUGUCCUGAUUGCUUUAUCACGCCGGCCACGGUCUCGCAAGACAUCACGCUCACCAUUUCGAAUUGUGCCAGUGCUUCGUGGAUCAGGUCGCAGACACGCUCUGGCGUAUGGAGCUACAUGUUCAUCAAUUCGGAUGCCACCUACACCGUGUCCGUGACCGACAGCACCGGCGCCGUCACCUACAAGGUGCCGCCCUCGAGCUACGUUCAGGCAUGGUGCACAUCUUCGCUGGGCACGGCCAACAGGUUUAUUUUCCCUUCGACGACGUUGCCUACCUUGUCAGUAGACAACGGCCUCACUGUGUCGGCCGGGAACUUCGACCACUCAUCCAGCUCUGGUACUUUUCAGACUGGGAGUGGAGACAUCACCCUGAAUGGGAACGUUGCCCAGUCCACUUCGUCGGCAUAUACCUUUGAGACUUCGACCGGCGCCGUGACCCUGAACGGAGCCACCACUGUAGCUGACAACACUGCCUUCACAGUGGGCAGCUCGACCGCCGGCGGCGCCUCCACCUUCUACGGAGCCGUGAACAUCGGUGGGUCUGCCAGCGGAGCAUCUGUCGCCACGACCAUCUACGGCGAUAUCACGCAGAACGACCACGGCUCCGGCGUGGCGGCCACCCUCUCCACCGCCACCGGGGCGCACAGCCUGGGAGGCGACGUCACGAUCGCCAGUGGCAAGGACCUGACGCUGGUGUCCACGGGGUCCGGCAUGUUUACGACGGGCACGGGGCAGAUCACCCUCAACGGCGACGUGAGCCAGUCAGGGGCCACGGCAUUCUCGACAGGAACGGGGGCCGUCAGCCUCAACGGAGCGACCACCGUCGCCGACAACACGGCCUUCACCGUGGGGAGCUCGACCGCCGGCGGAGCCGCCACGUUCUACGGGGCCGUCAACAUCGGCGGCAGCGCCAGCGGCGCCUCGGUUGCCACGACCAUCUACGGCUCGAUCACGCAGAACGACGACUCGUCAGGCACGGUCGCCACCCUCGCCACUGGAACUGGAGGGGUCACCGUGAACGGCGACUUCACGCUCGCCGCGGCGAAGAACUUCCUGAUGACCGCUGGGGCUGGAACGUUCACGACCGCGAACGGGCAGGCAUUGUUCAUGGGCGACGUGCUGAUCGACUCCACCAACCAGUUCACCACGGGUAGCGGCACCGUCAGACUGGUGGGGAACGUGGAGAUCUCGGACGGCAAGUCCUUCACCGUCGGCAGCGCCGGCAACGCGGGCGUCAUCCAGCUGUUUGGCGACACCUACGUCGGAGGGAGUUCUUCUGGAACCUCGUCCUCUCUGACGGUGUAUGGCGAUGUCGCGUUCAACGACGACGCCGACGGCACGACGAAGACGCUCACCACUGCCACGGGCCUUUCGCAGUUCCAAGGCGACGUUGCGGUGGCCCAGGACAAGAACCUGCACAUGCACAGCGGCGGCACCGGCACCUUCCAGACGGGCACCGGGACGGUUACGCUCAACGGGCUUGUCACCGUCGCGACUGGCAUGACCAUCACAAUAGACUCGGGGACGAUCUCCUGCACCAACGACAACACCGCCACGAACAACUUCUGCAAGGCGAGAUAAGGCCCAGUCUGCGUGCCGUGCGGCGGCGUCCAGAGGAGAAGGAGGAGCCUGAGGCGGACGAGGAGGCGAAGGGGGUGGUCCUCGUUCUUCUUGGUCCUCGAGGCUCGGUGGUCGAGGUUUUUGUAGUGCGUGUCCCUUUGUUGAGCCCCUUUGGGGGGGGGCUCAGGGACCUGCAGAGACUUCCCCAGAGUGGGAGACGGAGGAAGAGGAUACAGGAGCAUCGAUGGCUGAGAUCUUUGUGUAGUUGGUGG
This is a messenger RNA of Prorocentrum cordatum, 2333 nucleotides long. The record is from the annotation of a GenBank genome assembly. NCBI's taxonomy places the organism in Eukaryota, Dinophyceae, Prorocentrales, Prorocentraceae.